Cladocopium goreaui is the source of this 273-nucleotide messenger RNA. The record is from the annotation of a GenBank genome assembly. NCBI's taxonomy places the organism in Eukaryota, Dinophyceae, Suessiales, Symbiodiniaceae.
AUGGGCAACUAUCGCCGUUCCUCCAUCCAGGACCCCAAGGAUCCAAGUCGAUCAUCUGGAUGGUUUAGCCAUGAGCACAAGGAUCAUCCUGAUGGCUGGUUGCAAGAGCACCGGUACCGCUGGGCUGUGGCCACCUUAAGGGAAUUGCAGCGUAGCUUUACAUCUGAGCUCUGUGAUGCCGUGGCUGAGCUGAUGCGGCUGGUGGUCUGGCGAGAUGAGAUGGGCCGGAAGGUCCUGUGCAACUUCUGCACAAAGCUGCAUCAGGUGGCGUGA